Gavia stellata (red-throated loon) is the source of this 1589-nucleotide messenger RNA. It is a transcript of the gene NDUFAF2, whose product is annotated as NADH:ubiquinone oxidoreductase complex assembly factor 2. Gene Ontology annotation, cellular component: membrane. NCBI's taxonomy places the organism in Eukaryota, Metazoa, Chordata, Aves, Gaviiformes, Gaviidae. The transcript is spliced from 4 exons. The record is from RefSeq and is a predicted model, not a curated record. Gene Ontology annotation, biological process: mitochondrial respiratory chain complex I assembly. Bases 3 to 518 code for a protein of 171 amino acids.
GCAUGAGCCGGCCCUGGCAGGCGCUGCGCGCGCUGCGUCUGCGGCUCUUCGGGCCCGCCAAGGAGCUGGUGGGCACCGACCAGUUCGGCAACAAGUACUACCGGGUGCCCAAGCACGAGACCCGCGCAGGGCAGAUUAUACCAGAAAGAAGAUUUGUAGAAGCAGUAAAUCGUCAAGCAUAUCAGUAUGAAAUGGGUGACUUUCCAACAGAAUGGGAAGCAUGGAUAAGGAAAAAAAGAAAGGAUCCACCCACCAUUGAGGAGAUUCUUAAGAAUGAGAAUUACAGAGAAGAAAUGAAACGGAAAAUCAAAGAUGUAUCGGAGAAGGAUAAGCUGCUUCAGGCCAAGGAAUACAAGGAGGGACUUGUUGCUGAACCAGCUCAUACUCAUGUUAAAGGCCACGCAUCAGCCCCUUACUACGGAAAGAAAGAGCCUUCACAAGAUCCAACAAGUGCUGCGAGCACCUUUCAGCCAGGCUCCUGGAUGCCACCAGGCAGUGGUAGUAGUCAUAAUAAAUAAUUGUAAUGUACAGAUACUGCUAAUGGAUAAAUAUUUUGACAACAUAAACAGCUGUUAUAGAUAAGUCAGUGUGCAAUAAAGUAAUAUUAGAGCAGUUUCAUUUAUUUUUGCAGAAGUGUUCAAUAGGCUUAAUCAUGACAAGCUACUGUAAAAUGUUUGAGUUUAGUGAAAAACAGGAUGCGUAACUAGGUAAGUUUGUUUUCGACAGUUGCUGUUCAUCAGUUACUCAUGAAAUCAUAGGUAGGCUUUCUAGCUAACGUAAUUUUCUUGAAUACUAAAUUUUUUCCUUGAACACUCAAUUUAUUUUUAAAAUUGGUUUUGAUGUGAUAAAUUUUAGUUCAUCAGUACACUCAAAUUUUCCUAAACCUAGGCAUCAGUUUAACAUAGUUCUUCAGAAUGCUUGUUAAUUCCCUUGGCAGUGCCAGUGUGCUUUCCUCUGGCAAGCAGGUGGAAAAGUUGAUUUCACUAACAGGAGUCACUAUGACACUACACUGACUAUGCACUGUAUUUAUCUUAGAGACAUUCUUGUAAUUAAAGCUUAAGAAAACAAUCAACAUAUUUGAAUAAUGUUUGAUUUGCAGCCAACAGUAAGCACAGGAUAAAAAUACCUGUAACUACUGUAAUAGAGGUUAGAAGCACUUGGUAAAGCUGCUGGAAAGUAACCCAGGGUUUGGGACAAGGGACUGUCAUUAAUAUUUAAAAAAAAUAAUUAGUUUUUAUUUCUGGUGCAUGUGGGGACUUCCCUAAAUGCUUAGAUCUAUUUGGCCAUAGUUCAGAUACGUAAAAUGUGCACAUUAUUUGCUUAGACAUGACGUUUGAGAACUUCCAAGUCAAAAUAAAGACCACACAAUUUUUUGAAAAAAGUAUCAAAUUUAUUGAUGCAGUGCAUCCUUCAUAAGUUCUCUUCCAUGUGUUUUAAGCUAUGUAGGUAUCAAAGGUGGAACACAUAACAUUUGACAACACUUGAGACAAAACAGUGGAGACUUAAUCCCAUGUAUUUAUAAAAUGCCAAAAUGUCAUACUCCAAUAAUGCUUGUUUUGACCAAUAAAGUUGAAAAAGGAUCAACAAUA